Anguilla anguilla (European eel) is the source of this 1271-nucleotide messenger RNA. Its product is annotated as midkine-B-like. The record is from RefSeq and is a predicted model, not a curated record. NCBI's taxonomy places the organism in Eukaryota, Metazoa, Chordata, Actinopteri, Anguilliformes, Anguillidae. The coding region runs from base 138 to 632 and encodes 164 amino acids. The transcript is spliced from 5 exons. Gene Ontology annotation, molecular function: growth factor activity.
AUGUGACCAGCUCAAACUAGUUCUGAGUAACAAAGAAUUGAGGACGAGUUUAGAGAAAUCAGUCUCGGGGUGCCGGUCAGAACAGGGACAGCGCGUCUUGAAGCGAGAACCGUUCACGAGAAAUACGAUCAGCCAAGAUGCGGGUUCUGUUCUCAGUGACCGUGGUCCUCGUGGUGGGCUUGAUGAUGGCCACCGCUGAGGCUGCCAAGGGAAAGAAAGUGAAAGUAAAGGGCAGCAAAGGCGCCUCUGGCUGCACGGACUGGCGCUAUGGCAGCUGUGUGCCCAACAAAGGGGACUGUGGGGCCGGUGUCCGGAAUGGGACCUGCAAUGGCCAAACCAGCAGAGGGGACUGUGGGGCCGGUGUCCAGAAUGGGACCUGCAAUGGCCACACCAAGACCCUCAUGUGCAGAGUGCCCUGCAACUGGAAGAAGGAGUUUGGCGCUGACUGCAAGUACAAGUUUGGCAGCUGGAGGGGGUGUGACAGUGCUACCAGCACCAGGACCCGGACCGGAACCCUGAAGAAAGCGCUGUACGGUGCAGAAUGCAAGCCUAGCGUCACCGUGUCCAAGCCUUGCGCUACAAAGACCAAGACAAAGACCAAAGGAAAGAAGAGUCGACUGAGGGAGAACUGAAGAGCCUUGGGAGUACAGCGAUGUCACGCCUGUAUGUGUCUUCACUCUUCCGUCCCUCUUUUGCCUAACAUCCCGGAUGCGUGUCACAGUGUCCCUUCCCCACAAAACAACUGUCUCCUCAAAAUAAAUAAAUAAAUAAAACAAAUUCACUGUUGUAAGCCUUUACAGUACAGUACUUCAAAAGUCUGAUUUAGUUUAGUUUUUUUUUGUUUUUGGGUUCUUUCUGUACACAAAAUUAAGUAUGUAAUCUAGCAUGUUGCUCCUUUAUUGUUACUGAAUAUAUUGUGAAGAUUUUUUAAAAGAAGUACAUUUGUCAAGCCCGAUUAGACUACAAGUGCCAGUGCUUAUUUUCCUUUACCAGGUAUUGCCACUAACAAAAUUAAAGGGAUUGUUUCAAUGGAUAUGAAAUGUGCACCAAUACUAAAAUUAGCUGGCCAUAAUUAUAUGUCUGUCCCAGGGGUCUGUCCCAGGGGUCCUUCAUAUGAAGAUGUAGGGUUUGAAUGCUUAAAGGAAUAUUAGGGGUUUUAUUUGUAUUUUCAAAAAUCUGUGGGUAGUGAUGUAGAGGCAUCUGGUAUUGUAAUAUGUUUUGUUUGUCCCGAAACCUAUGGCUCAAUAAUAAAAUGUGAUAUUGGAUGGCAU